Panicum hallii is the source of this 1390-nucleotide messenger RNA. Its product is annotated as chromatin remodeling protein SHL-like. NCBI's taxonomy places the organism in Eukaryota, Viridiplantae, Streptophyta, Magnoliopsida, Poales, Poaceae. The transcript has 5 exons. The coding region runs from base 401 to 967 and encodes 188 amino acids. Gene Ontology annotation, molecular function: chromatin binding. The record is from RefSeq and is a predicted model, not a curated record.
UUCCGGGCCCUGGGACUCGCGGGGUGUUUGCCUCGGGGUGGAUUGAUGGCGCCGGAAAUGGUCCUGUCAAUCGGGCCAUUUCGAUCGCUAUGUUUCGGGUUGGGAAUGGUAUUUACGCGGUUGUGCUUCUACCGUGGUUAUUUCGGUUGUUCGGUGCUCUGGUCACUGCGCAGAACUCGAUUCCUAAUUGUGGUUUGAGAUCAAUUGGCACCGUGAAGGCGCAUUCUUCGAGGGGGAUUAGCAUCACAGUGCCAGUUUAACAGAGCUCUGCUCUGGUCGCUGCAAACUUCCUUUUGCAAUUCUUCUGUUAGCGGCGAAUUAAGUUUGUUGGAAAGUUCCGGAUUCAGUAUUUGUGGAUGUGCCUAUUGCGCCUUGGCAUGUGUCUGGCGAUUGUGUGCUAAUGAGAGCAUAUGAUACAUCAAAGCCACCCUAUGUGGCAAGAGUCGAGGCAAUUGAGGCAGCAGGAUCUCGUGGCACAAAUGUGAGAGUACGGGUGCGAUGGUAUUAUAGGCCUGAGGAGUCCAUCGGUGGGAGGCGGCCUUUUCACGGUUCCAAGGAGGUCUUCCUUUCUGAUCACUAUGAUGUACAAAGCGCUGACACGAUUGAGGGGAAGUGCAAUGUCCACAGCUUCCGUACUUAUACAAAGCUUGAUUCUGUCAACGCUGAGGAUUUCUUUUGCCGCUUUGAGUAUAAAUCAGCUACAGGCAGCUUCGUGCCCGACCGGAUUGCUGUGUUUUGCAAGUGUGAGAUGCCAUACAACCCUGAUGAUCUUAUGAUCCAAUGCGAGGAAUGUUCUGAUUGGUUUCACCCUGCUUGCAUUGGGAUGACUAUCAAAGAAGCAAAGAAACUUGAACAUUUUUUCUGCCAGACUUGUACGGCCGAAAACGGGAAGAUGGCAGAGAAUUCCCAUGAAGCUACAGCGCAGUCAGAAGAAAAGCCAGUGGAGUCAAAAAGACGGAGAAGGUGAUGGCCCUGCUGUCUAUGAAAAUUCUGCGCGGUUGUACAAAAGCCAUCUGAGGUCUGUAAUGCUAUUUGUUGUCGCAGUUUGUGGCUCCGGGGUCCCCCAAAUGUCAGGCACACGCUGUACAUAGUAGCUUGCAACCUGAUCAGAUUGUUGUAUUAGAGAGCAUACUAGGAUUUGCAUAGCGUCGGACUAUCAGAGUAUGUGUAGGGUAUGUAUGGCAGUUAUACAAUGCCAGCAUCAGGUGAUCAAACUUCUCUGGGCAUUUUAGGACUCCUGCAUCAUCCAGCAAUAAUACUGCCACACAGCUGGGCCUGGCCAGUCAUCGUGUUCGUUCUUGGGAAAACUUCGUACCGUCAUGUGAACUCUGAAAUUCUCCAUGUAAUGCAAAGCAUCUCGGUGUGGUACCUGCAAAAUUGUUGCUUGGAA